This is a messenger RNA of Cinara cedri, 16841 nucleotides long. The record is from the annotation of a GenBank genome assembly. Lineage: Eukaryota; Metazoa; Arthropoda; Insecta; Hemiptera; Aphididae.
AUGAAGACUUUGUGCCGACGUGUCAGCUUCUACAUUUUCACCAUCCUUUUAUCGUGUAAGUAUAAAUAAUAUUAUAAUAUAUUAUAGUGUUUGUCAAUUUAUAUAGAAAUGAUUAUAUUUCCAUAUACUAAUGGGACGACGGACCAAAACCGAACGGGAUAACAAGACUAACUUAAACGUUAAUUGCUUCGAACAUUAAUCAAUAUUCUGUGGUCGGAUUUCCACGGUUGUAGGUUUUGUCGACAGGAAAUGACUCGCAGUCAAUUUUCCUGGGACGUCAGUGAUGUCUGAACAUCAUUUUACAAUCUAUACGCAACACCAUUUCUGUUCGCCAUUAUCUUUCGGCUAAUUAAAGAUAGUACCAUAAAUCACAUUAGGUGGUUUAGUCUGCUAAAAAUGUUGGUUCGUUCGUUCGUCAAGGGCGGACUUUAUAAUAAUAUUUUAUGUAGUGAAAAUUCUCAUAGGUUUAAAGUGCACGUGAAUUUUCGCUGUUGUAUAAACAGACUUAAUAAUAAUAAUAAUUCGUUUCCAGUGUGCCAGGCGAACAACGAGCUAAUAGGACCGGCAUUUCGUCUAGUACCUCCGUUCAACGUCCAGUUUUCUAACGACACUGGCACCAAAGUCGACUGUACCGCUUUCGGAAAUCCUGUGCCGCAAAUACAAUGGUAUCUAGGUGCGGUUAUAACAUUAUUGACUUGUGAAUGUUUUUAUUACUAUAAACAUUAUUUCUAAAUAUAAUAUAAUACUAUGAUAUUUACAGAGGACGGGACGAGAGUGAUGACCAUUCCGAGAAUCAGAGUGGUACACCAGAACGGUAGCUUAAUAUUUUUACGAUUUGGUCCGAGUUCUUAUAUGCAUGAUGUGCAUAGCGCACAAUACAGAUGCAAAGCAAGCAAUGCGGUCGGUCAAAUCGUUAGCGGAGCCGUUCACGUUAAUGCCGGUAUAAUAUGUUUAUUAAAUGACUAUUUUUUUACCUUGAAAUCAUAAAAUAAUAUUAUUGAACUUCAUAAUUAAUUGUUUCAGUCAUGAACCAAAAUUAUGAAGUUCAAGUGUAUGCUGAGUACAUCACUAUUGGAAAUACGGCGUUGUUGAGAUGCCAUGUUUCUGCGUACGCUUCGAGUUACGUGAUGGUCACAUCGUGGAUACAGGAUGACAUAAUCCAUUUUUACCCGAACGUGGAUUCGGGCGGAAAAUAUUUGGUAUUGGGAAAUGGCGAUUUAUAUAUCAAUAAUGUCGAUUCUAGCGACGGAUACAAGAGUUACACAUGUAGAACAGUACACAAGUUGACCGGCGAAAUCAAAACAAGUGCUUUUCCUGGGCAUAUUACCGUGAAUGGUAAUAUUAUUAAUAAUGUAUAUUUUGUUGAAUUUAAACAAAAACAAAAUUGGAAUUUUAGAACCAACCGGAAGCCAACGGCCAAGAGUCGUCGUCGAAACCGAUAGCAGAAAACACAUCAAAGUGGGAGAUGACCUUACGUUAUCUUGUUUGGCUCAUGGCUUCCCCAUACCGAUCUAUAGAUGGUACAAAGAAAACGGAGACAUACUAAAACCCCUAGCGCACGAUCCGCGAUUUUCAGUGCCUAUACCUGGACUACUUAAAAUCGAAAAAAUCCGUUUAGAUGAUGAUGGAAAAUAUGUUUGUAUAACAAACAACACCGUGGCUGAAGAAACUGUUCAUCAUAGCGUAUUUGUCACUGGUAAAAUGGACUUUAUAAUAUUAUUGAAUGUACAAUAUACAAAUAUGUUAAUGAUUGAAAUUGAUUGUUUUUCCAGAGCCUCUUUCAGUUAAUAUAACUCCGCAAAAAGUAAUAGGAUCUUCACUUCUGGAUCCUACAAAGUCUGUCCAGUUUGUGUGUACGGUCAAUGGACACCCGAUCAAUAGAAUUAUGUGGUAUAAAAAUGGUCAACCUUUAAUACAACUGAGUGGUAGAGUACGCGUGCAAUCUUCACUUCACAAACAAGAGUUGACAUUAUCACCCCUGAGCAAAGACGAUCAGGGAAUGUAUCAAUGUUUCGGCACAAAUGAUUGGGAUAUGGCUCAUGAUAACACCCAAUUGCUUCUUGGAGGUAUACCUAUUGAAAAAUUAAUCAGGGCCGUUCCUAAGACGUCCUGGGCCCCGUAUUUUUACUCUGGUGACACAUUCCUUGUGUUUUUAUAAAUACAAAAAAAAAUACUGAAGAUAAUUAAAGGCCCCCUCUAUUUUGGACACCUAACCGUUAAAUACGCUGAAUAAAUACAAAAUACAAAAUUAUAUGCAAUUUUAGGCCCCGACAUUUUCCUCUGCCCUGAGCUCUACAAAUUUCCAGGACGGCCCUGCAAUUGAUAUGAAUAUUAAUGAAUAAAAUUUAAUUGUGUUUUGAUCUCGAAAAAAUAGACAUCGGACCGGAACUCGUAUAUUGGUUCACGGAACAAACCUUACAACCAGGUCCAUCUUUGUCUUUAAAAUGUGUAGCGUCUGGAAAUCCGCUUCCACAAUUUACUUGGACUUUAGACGGAUUUCCCAUACCAGAAUCUAAUAGAAUUAUGACGGGACAGUACGUGACGGCGCGUGACGAUGUUAUUGCUCAUGUUAAUAUAUCUUCACUGAAAGUCGAAGACGGUGGAGAGUAUACUUGUAUCGCUCACAACGAAAUCGCCCAAGUUUCACAUUCUUCGAGGAUAAACGUUUAUGGUUUCCCGUAUGUACGAGAAAUGCCUAGCGUGCACGUUGUAGCCGGAAAACAGCUAGUAGUCAAGUGUCCUGUAGCUGGUUAUCCAAUUGAAUCAAUUAAUUGGGAACGGGGUAAGGUGAAUAAUAUUUUAAUUAUUAAUAUGUAGUUUAACGAGAAAACGUUUCCAGACGGAGCAACACUGCCGGUUAACAUACGUCAAAAAGUUUAUAGCAAUGGGACUUUAACAAUAGACCAAGUUCAACGACAAAUAGAUGCGGGUACUUACACGUGUCAAGCGAAAAACCAUCACGGUCGAACGUCGAGAAGAGACGUAGACAUUCAAGUUUUAAGUAUUUAUAAAAAAAAAAUCACAUAAAUAAAACUGUAACUGUUGUAUUAAAAUAUAUAAUGUUUUUAAUUUAUUAUUUAUGAUUCUGUUUUAAGUUCGGCCAAAAAUUUUACCGAUUCCUCCUAUGACUAAUCUUUUGGCUGAAGGUAUGCGUGCAGCGAUUUCAUGUCAGAUCGUUGAAGGCGAUCUUCCUGUAAUGUUCACGUGGAAAAAAGACGGCGAUGGUGUAAAUAAUGACUUAGGAGUAGGAACGACAACGAGAAAUCACGAUGAAUAUUCGUCAUCAUUGAUUAUUGAACGUAUCACAGCUGAGCACGCCGGAAACUAUACGUGCAUUGCAACGAAUGCAGCGGGAGGAGAAAAAUUUACCGUCCCGUUAACAGUAAAUGGUUAGAAUUAGAACUGUAUAAAUUAACAAUUAUUAAAUUAUUUUUCUUACAUACAAAACUACUGGUUUUUAGUUCCUCCAAAAUGGACUGUUGAACCUGAAGACAUCAAUGUUAUUAUGGGCUAUCCAUGUAUGUUACAUUGUCAAGCGGAAGGAUAUCCUACGCCGACGGUAGUUUGGAAAAAAUCAUUCGGUAUUUUGAAUUAAUUUUUAACUUUCGUUUACCACGUAUACUAUUAUUUUCACAAACAUAAUAUACGAAGCUAGACAAUUUUAUAAUUUAUAAAUGGGGGCACUUAAGUGAAAUUACAUACUUAAGUUAAACGAAGACGAAAACAAAAACAGUAAAUUAACAAAAAUCUGAAAAAAUUUAUUAGGUUUUUAUUAAACUUGAUCGAGCUAUAAAAUUAUAAUUAUAAUGUUUACAAGCAUAAAAAGUUAAAACUCUAUCAAGAUAUAAAAGUAAUACAUAGGUACUGAUUUUAAUUGGACAGUAAAAAAUGUAUUUCUCAUAAGAUAAAAUUAUGCAUUAUAGUAUUAUUUUUUAAAUAACUAACACAUAAAACACCAAUAUUAAUAUUAAUGGCAAUUGAAGUUUCAUAAUAAACUAAACAUUUAAUAAAAUAAUGUGUUGUUAUUUUACACUGUAUACAGUCAUACAAAUAAUAAUUUUUGCGUACUUACAUUGAAUUAUGUUUUAAAUUUAUCGUUUUAGGAGACUCCAUUGGUGAAUAUAAGGACUUUUUAUAUGAGCCCAACGUUAAUUUCUUCAGGAACGGAACAUUAGAGUUUCUUCAUACUAGCAAGACUAAUGACGGAAAGUAUAUGUGUGAAGCAAAAAACGGAAUUAGUCCUGGUUUGAGCAAAGUUGUACAGUUGAAAAUAAAUAGUAGGUAAUCGAUUUUUUUUUUUUCUUAAAGCCAUUAUGUAUUUCUUGUUCCGUAGCUCCGGUAAAAUUUAUACAAAAGACUAAGCAGAUACAAGUUAAAAUAAAUAACGAUGCACAUAUACAAUGUACUGCCGUUGGAGAUAAACCGUUAAAAAUUACGUGGAAAGGAUCAACAAAUAUGCCAAUUUUAAAAGAUAUGGAUCGAAGGUAAUAAUAUUGAAAUACUAACUGAAAUACAUAUUAUAUACUAUACAUAUUUUAAAAAGCUUCAAAUGAGUAUUUUUAAGUACGAUUUUAAUUAGAUAUAUCUAUAGUUAUUUUUUAUCUUAUGUAAAACUUUAUAGAUAUAACAUAUAAUUAAUAAUAAUAAUAAUAAAAAUAAAACCGCUGAAAAUUAGGAAAGUGAUAUUUUAUUUUGACGUUACAGUUCAGACUCAUGUACAAUUUUUAAUGAAAUACUACUACUAAUCAGUUUAAGAUUUUUAAAUAUUAUCCACUAAACUAUCAAUAUUAUUAGAUGAUGCACUUGUAAUUAUUGUAUACGAUUUACUUUAAAUAAUAUAUAGUGGUAGCGUUAACUUAUACUUUGUACUUACGUUUUGUGCUGAACAAAAAAUAAUUAUUUCAAUUACCCACAUAUUUAUUGAUAAUAGUCUUCACUCUUUCAAUAUAUUGAGAUGAUCAUGAAAUCAAGCUAAUUAUUCUCAUUUUUAAACUCCUUAACAUAUUAAAUAAAAUUUAAGCUAAACCAACUCAUUCUAUCUUAAGUAGCUACUUUAUCUUUUCUCCCUCGGACCAUCAAGCUAAACCAGCAAUCCUCUCACCUAUUAGUUUUAUUCAUUUUCAGAUUCACAAAAAUACUUUUGUGCAGCCGCUAAAAACAUAGAUAAUUCGCGAAGUUUUAUUACAAGUUCCGUAAAAUAAAAUAAUAUAAUUUUACUCGGUGUCUAGACUAAAAAUGAUUAUUAAAUCGUUUAAAUAUAUUUGUAAGAAGACUAAUGUGUAUUGCUGUGAUAAUUGAUUUCAGGUUUACCAUAAGAGAACAAUCCAAAGACAACGGGCUUAUGUCAGAGUUGGGCAUAUCUCCCGUUUACAGACAUGAUUCGGGUUUUUUCAAAUGUUCAGGAAGUAAUUUUUACGGACAAGACGAAAAUUCCGUUGAGCUCGUAGUGCAGGGUACCGUAUGCUGUAGUAUAAUAUUUUUUUCGAUUAUCUCGAAAAUCAACUUAUCGCGUUUAAUAUAUAUACACAAUUCUACCCGAUACUAUCCUUUUUAUGUUUAAACAGAGACACCGGAAAGUCCGAAAGACAUACGAAUCGUGAACCAACAAAGCAGAUCAAUGGAAAUAACAUGGAAUAAACCGUACGACGGAAACAGCGUCAUACUGAAUUAUAUCGUCCAAUACAAAUUGGUAGCAUGUAAGUAUUUCUACCGGUAUUGGAGGUUAUUUGUUCUAAUGCGUACUUCCUAAUAUUGUUAUCGUUUUAGCGCUGUGGACAAUUGAUCCGGUAAAAGUUAUAGUUCCCGGUACGCAAACGGUUACGGUCAUUGAGGGAUUAACGCCAGCAACGGCUUAUCACAUCAGGGUUUUGGCGGAAAACGGUAUCGGCACGAGCGAGCCUAGUGACGAGUCACAAGCAAUUACACAAGAAGAAGGUUCUUAUUACCAUUUUUGACGUCCGAUAAUAUGUUUCGUUUACAGCCCGUAACUUAGGCCCAUACUAAAACACGUAUCUAAAUUUAAUCUGUUAAUAAUAAUAAUUACUGCUAUCGAUACGCGUACACGAUUCUCGAAUGAAAAUGAACAUGAUGACUAGGUAUAUUAUUUAUAGAGCAGUCCUUAUAUUAUCGGUUCUAAGGUCCAGUUCGGUCCGGUUCUUCCAAAAUAUUGAGAAAACUCCUGAGAAAAAUCGAAAAAUGACCAUUAGAAAAAGUGCUACACUUGUAAAUCGGAGCGAUAUAUCUUGUAGAAAAGUUGUUCAACGAUAAAGAAAAUUAAAAUACAAAUCAUUGUAAAACCAUUAUUAGCUCCACUUAGAAUCUAAAAAUCAAAUUGUAAUCUAUAUAUAUAUAUAUAUAUCAGGUUAGAUUAAACUUAUCAUAUAGAGUUCAAUGAAUGUACCAUAGAUAAAUAAAACAACUAAAUAGCCGACUACUGUGAUAAUUGCACAGAAAUGCACAUAAACAAACCAAUAGCUAUUUCAGCUCAGGUAACCAUUAGUAAAAAAAAAUUUACUUGAAAAAAAUUUAUAAGUAUUUCAGGAUUAUAUUUUGACAUAAAAUACUUUUUAAAAUAGUUAUUUGAAGAAGCGGCUCACCGGGAAAACUCCCGCAUCACCGGUGGCUCAAUGCGCCCCUGCAUGCGAGUAUUUCACUAAUGAUCAAUUCUUUUACAGCGCCCAGUAUGGCGCCGCAAAAUGUCCGGGCCGAAGCCAAAAGCACGACGGAACUUUUGAUCAUGUGGGAGCCGCCGCCGACGGAGGCUUGUAACGGGAUUUUAAUCGGAUAUCACGUCGGAUAUCUGCCAAUGGAUGACGCACAAAACGCCGCACAAUCGUCCGCACCGUCGUCGCUCAACCGUUACGUCAUGAAAACGAUAAACAUAAAUUCGCAAUACGACGAAGACUUGGUCAUUGACGGUUUAACGCCGUACACAACGUACUCGAUAGUGCUACAAGCGUACAACAGCAAAGGGCCGGGGCCGUUUUCCAAGCCCAUUACGGUACAGACUGACGAAGGCGGUAAGCAUUUAUCAGAAAAACAAACGUUAUUAAUAAUUGUACGUACAAUUUAUUUUUGUUUUUUUAAGUUUAGCAACCCGUAGGCUGGUGGGCAGCAACUCUCCAUUCGUCCCGCAUUCCUGCCUUCCUUUUUAGCUCACAAUGUGGUGUGCGAGUGCAUUUCAUGUCCCUAAUUAUCUUGGUAAUGUAGCUCAAGGGAGGUCUUGCUCUAUUGUUUUUUCCUUCCACUAUUCACCCAACUAUUCUUGUUAGAAAACUAUUGUGUCGGAGUGUAUAUUAUCAUCCUGGCUGUUCUACUUUUUAACGCUUUUAGUAAGCUUCUUAUUUCUUUGGCUUUUAGGAAGACUUCCUCAUUGGUUAUAAUAAUUAUUGUCUAUUCCACCUGUUUUUUAGCAUUCACUUAAAGCACCGUAGAAUAUACGUACACAUUAGGCACAACAAGAUAUUACAUAGUAUAUUAUUAUACUCGUUUUGCGUAUUACAGUACCGACAAUGCCGCCGGAAAAGCCGGAAUGUAGGUCAUUGACGUCGCAGAGUAUUGAAGUGACGUGGGUCCUACCACCACAAACUGGUCGCAAUGGUAAAAUAAUAGGUUUCAAAGUAUCUUAUCAACCAGCUGAAGAGUGGUAUGGUAAGUGUAUCUAAACAAAAUGACAUCUUAAUAAUAUUAUUAUUCCAUUUAAUCAUUUUUUAUUAUUAUUAUUUUCUAGAAAAUAAUGAGUUUGAAACGAAAAUCACCGCCGUACAACAUACAUCGAUUCAAGCUUUACUGAAAUAUACGAACUAUAGCAUAUCGAUAUUGGCAUAUACUAGUAAAGGGGACGGAGUCCCAAGUGAACCUGUCUAUUGCAAGACCGACGAAGAUAGUAAUACAUAAUAUAUUAUUAAUUAUUUUUAUUCGACAUACGGCUUUUAAAAUUGCACGUUAGUCAAGUUUUCAUAAAAUAAAUAUAUUAUCAAAAAAUGACUAAAAAAACUGUAGUGAAUCCACUACCCACAUUUAAUUUUCAAAUAAAUAUCUAUAUUAAAAAAAAAAUUCAUGAAUAGAUAAAGUUUUUUUUUAAAAACAUUUUGAUGUUGAAAUUUUUAAUUUCCGUUGGUCUCUUGACAAAACAUUCUACUUUUUAGUUUGAGUAAUAAAAAAAUAAUGGAGCAAAAUUUGUAUAGUAAUACGGCGCACUGUUCUUGAAUAUUGCUAAACUUAUUAUGUGCACAUUUUCCAUGAUUCCUAAAAGUUUAUUAUAGUAUUAACUUCAAAAAAAGUGCUGAUACUGAAGACAGGUGUGUCAAUUUUUAAGGUGGAGAAGUUGAGAAGAUAGGAUACGAUAAGGUAUUUAAUUCAUAUCCGUAAGCAACGAAAAACGAUUUGGAGCGAAGUGUUUUGAAAGGCCGUGUAUAUAUAAAAAUAUAUAUUUUACGGUAAAAAUACGAAUACCGGAUUUACCGGUAAAACCUAGGAUGCACAAAAUUGUUUGGUCAAACCCUGAAUGAUUUUUGUAGUUCGGACUUUUACAAACGAAAUUUGAUAAAUCUUAGGACAAACAAUCAAUGUUAGUAAAAGUCCAAAAUUUUUUUAUUCAGUCAACAAGUAUCACAGAACCUUGAAACUGAUUGUGGCGAGCUUUUCUGUGAACUAUUUUCACUUCAGACCACAAACUACAUAGAUUUAUAAUAACAGCAUUUACGAAUUCUCUCCGAUUGUCCGAGUGGAAUAUAUUUGGUGUACCGAAAAGAUUAAAAAUAUCGAGUAAGCAAUACGCAACUUCUUUUGUUUGAACUCCGUUUGAAUUUAAGUCGUCAUAAAAUAACAAAUUAAAUCAAGUUGUCUUGAUAGACCAUUAUAAAUUUAUAAUUGUUAUCAGGAUUUGCCUGCAUAUCAAUUAAGUCUACCUGGCAGCGUGAAUUCAUUUCGGUGUGUAUAAUAGGUUUAUCAGUUAGACCUUUUUUGGGCAUAAUGUGUUUUUUUUUGACAUGGCUCACAUAAUUUUAUAUAAAUAUUUAUAGCUUCAAUAUUAACAUUUUUGUAUUUACUAUUAACAGCAUACGCAAUACGAUUUCUACCUCCGUGACCUGCUGCAAUAUGUACUUCAUGAAUAAUUUCAUACAAAUCAUCAUAGCGAACAUAGUAACUCAUUUCUUCGGAGGCACCAUUCAUCAGAGUAAUCAGUUUUUCUUCUCCGCCAAUAUUAACAAUAUUAAACCGUUUAAAUUGUCGAUAGUGAAUUGAUUUUUUAACUUUGACCGAUUUUGAUUCUUUCACUUCGUUCAAUAAUACAUCAUAUUUUUCACUAGUAAUGUAUAAAGUGUUUUUAUCGUUUUUUCUUCGACAACACCAUUUAAAAGUUUGUAAACCGUAUUUUAAGUAACAUAUUUAAAAUCAUAUUCUAUUCGCGACAAUUAUAAAAUUAAUAGUGUUGAUUUUUCAAUAAGCCUAUUCAAUUUAUAAUCAAUCAAUUAUCAAACCUGUUCCGUAUAACCUUUUAUUAUCAUGCUUUAUAUUAAAAUCGAAAUGAAAAUUUCCAAAGUCGAUCGCAGUAUAAUAAUUCGUAACAAUAAUAAUAAAUAUUUUUGUCGUAUUAUAUAAUAAUAAUAUAAAGAUGUUGUCUCCACAAAUAAUAAUAAUAUACCAAUAAAACUAUAAAGCAAGGAGGAAAAAUCACAUUAUUGGUAAAAACUUUUGGACUUUUACUAACACUGAUUGUUUAUCCUAAGAUUUACCAAAUCUCGUUUGUAAAGGACCGAACUACAAAAAUUAUUCGGGGUUCGACCAAACAAUUUUGUUUAUUCUAGAUUUUACCGACAGUAGUUGACGAAACCGGUAUUGGUACUUUUACCUAACAUAUAUAUAUAUAUCUAUAUUUACAAUUUUCAUCAAAAUUUAUCAUUAUAAUUCCUAAAAAUAAAUUACUACAUUAUAUUUAAUUUUUUUUUUUUUUUUACAAAGUAGGACUUAUAAUGAACCUUCUGAAAAAUUUUCAAACAUUUCUUUUUUACUCUAACAACUUAAUCCACAGAGAAUCUAGCAAAUAAAAAUUUUACGUACAAAAAUAACAAAAAUAAAAUAUCUUAAAAUCGCUCUAAUUUUUUGAAAGUUUUACCACGUUUCGAAUAGGUAAAUAUAAGUUUUCAGUCCAAGUUGCAAGUCUCUAAGAAUAUUUUUAACUAAAUUACAAAAAAAAAAAUGUCCUAAGAUAAUGGAAACGGGUGCAGCCACUGGUUAUAGAUAAUUUAAUGUACACCUGUAAGCAACAAUAAAUAGACAUAUAUAUUGUCAAAAAUAUAUAUAUAUAUAUAUAUGUCAUAUUACAAUAAAAUAAUUAAAUAGGCUUUAUAUUUUUUUUUAAUACUAUUUGUUUAAUGUUAUACCGAUUUUCCCAGUUUUUCUACGUUUUCCCUGGUUUUCUCAUUUUUUAUCCCGGUUUUUCAAAUUUGAUGAGAAAACUCCUAAAAAAAGUCGAAAAAUGACCUCCUUAAAGUACUUACCAUACACCGAUUUGCUUUCAAAAAAGGUGGUAUACUUAAAAAUCGGAAUAAGUAUUCUAGUAGAAAAGUUGCGCACAGUUAAAAAAAAAAAAUCAUUAAACAUCUUUGUAAAACUAUAAGCAUCUUCGCUCCACUUCGAAUCUAAAAAUCAAAAUUAAAAUAAUAAAAGUUUUAUUUUCGUAAAUAUGUCCGUUCUUUAUUAAGAACCAGUGAGUUGUAUGCGAAAAUUAUGAUAAAAUUCGUAACCAUAUUUCGCAUAUAGCGAAUUUCUUUCAGAAUCAUAGUUUGUUAGUAAUGAUUUAUCGUUGUGUACCGAUGUAAAUUAGAUAAUUCUAUUUACUCUAGCUUUCCAAAAUCCGACCAACAUGAGUUACAUCAAUGGCGCAUCUAUCAGCAGUAUCAGCUGUUUUUUGUUUUUAUUUUUAAUUAAAUUACGUGGUAGUUAUAUCGUUUGUAAUUAAUUACUAAAAUGUAAUUUGCUCAUCCUAAAUCUCAUGCUAAUUCUUUUCAUAAAGUGUUUGUGUGUCUGUUUUAGCACCUUCAGUUCCAGCAGACAUCAAAGCAGUUAUAAGUUCUAUAAAGACUAUAAUUGUGUCGUGGCUGCCUCCUCUCCGACCAAACGGAAAACUAACUGGAUACAUUUUAUACAUAUCGAUUUUAAGCGGUCACAAAGAUGUAAGUUCUAUUUCCCUUGUAUUUAUUACGUUAUUUUCAUAACUACGUAAUAUUAUGUUUUUAAGUCGAAACCAACCAAGAAAAUGCUUGGCGCUUCCGUCGAAAUGUUCGAAGCUUCCCGAAUAUUAGAUAGUACCACAUAUCAGUUCUGGGUCAAGGCCCAGACUAAAGUAGGCGAAGGCGCGAGUACAAAAAUAAUAACUGUUCUUCCCACAAUCAAAAUUCCCGCUCAGAUAAUAUCGUUUAGCCAAGUUUUGAUUAUGCGAUGGAAAAAAAACGUGACGUUAAAUUGUAAAAGAGUUGGCGUGCCGUUUCCAGAACCGAUUUGGACCAAAGGCGGGCGAUCAAUCACCUCGAGUGGAAGAUAUCAGGUUACAACAUAACAGGCAUUUUGAUAUAAUACGCAUAAUUAUUACCCAAAUGAUAUUCAUCUCAAUAUAAUAUCACACUGAUGUUUAGAUCAAUAAAGACGGAUCGUUAGCCAUACUCGACGUACAACAUUCAGACCGAGGAAAUUAUACAUGUGCCGUCGAGAAUACGCACGGCAAAGACGAAAUCGUUUAUUCCGUUAAUGUCAGAGGUACAACCAAAUUAUUGUUUAAAUUAAAUAUUUAUUACUUAACUGAUUAUAUCAAAUAUUCCUCAGUGCCGCCAUCACCUCCAAAGUUGACGGUUCAUUUGGAAGAAACCGAUAGUUUACAACUGAAAUGGAUAGACACGGCCGAGUCAGAUACUCCGAUAUUAGGCGAGUUCAUAACCUAUGGUUUAAAUAUUUACAAAAAACGUGUAUUAAACACUAUAUUUUUAAAUAUUAUUAUUUAAUUAAUUUCAGGAUACGUCAUCAACUACAAACGCGACCACGGUGACUGGGAAGAAAUCCACAUAGAUUCACAAACUCAUUUUCAUGUACUACAGAAAUUACUUUGUGGCACGAGAUAUCAACUGUAUAUUACGGCCUACAAUAAAAUCGGCACCGGUCUACCAUGCGAUAUUUUAACGUCGUAUACCAAAGGCUCAGGUAUAAUUUUUUUAAACGCCAUUCCGGCAGACAUGAACUCUGCAUUUUCGUUCUGCAUUCAAAUAAUAAAGAUUUAAUAUGAUCGACCUCUGGCUGUUAGGUCUUAGAAAAUAUUAAAAUAUCAAAAAAUGAUUUAUAGAACUUUUGCUACAGUAUAUAAGGGAACGUAGGUCAGAACGGGGUCAUUGAGUGAAACUGAUAAAUUUUAAUACACACUCGUAUGUCUUAUACGGAUCCACUUACAGUUCCAGAAGAAGGCGAUAGGUGGAUCACCCCUCCCUGUAUUUAUGCGUAUAUAAAUAGUUACUCUAAUAAAACAUGUUAACAUGUUAAUAAUCAUAUCCUGGAAUGUACACGGUUCAAAUUAUAAAUAAAAAUCAUUAAUUUUGAAUGAAUUAUAUCUUUUUAAACCUUAGCUUUACCAUUCUAUCUCACUUUCCCUACUUUUGGAUUAAAGGAAAAAUAUACAUGUACGUACUAUAUUGAUUAAGUUUUUGAAAUUUCUAUAUUUCUCUACCAAUAAGGACCAGUAACUUCAAGUAAGACGCUCCUGUGUGGGUGACAAGUGUUAUUAAUAUUGUAAGUAAAGUGGCAAGACUGUUUAAUGGAUAUUAUUUUUUGAUGAAACUGGUGAUUGUACCAACUACGUCACUACUAUUUUUCAUUUUACAAAUAUUAAAUAUUUAAUGUAUUACAAAUAAUUCACAUGAAAAUUUGUCGGAAAAUAAUAAAAUCGAAAAUUAGACCGUGCUUCUAUAUGAAUAAUGGACAUACCAGAUGAUUCAUUUAAGUGGGUACACUCAUUGUUAACUUUUUCCGGAAUUUGUUUUCUAAAACAUUUAAGAAACAAGGUGCUCUACAAUUUUAUAUUUAUGUUGUUUUUGUCACACUUAUUUUGGAGGUAAAAACACUACCUACUUUUGAUUUUCAAAUGGCAACUUAUAUUAAAAAGUCCAUAAAUAGAUAGAGUGUUUGUUAAAAUCAAUUUUAGUGUUGACAUUUUUCUGUUGAUCCUUUGACGAGAUAUUCCAUUUUUAAGUUUGGGUUGGAGGAGAGCAGUGGAGUGUCAUUUGGGUGGUGGUACGGCGCGCGGUGUGUUAUCAAUGCAGCACUACUCUCCUCCUACCUAAAAUUAAAAGUGGAAUAUCUCGUCAACGGAUUGAUAGAAAUAAGAAAUUUUAACACUUAAAUUUGUUUUAGCUAAUACUCCAUUUAUUUAUCGAAUUUUUAAUAUAGGUUGCCAUUUGAAAAUCAAAAGUAGGUAGUGGUUUUACCCCCAAAAAUAAGGGUUACAAAAAAUAAAAACAUUGUAGAGCUGGUUGUUUCUUAAAUGUUCAGAAAACAAAUUCCGAAAAAAGUUAAUACAUUCCGAGAUAAUGAGUGUAUCCAAUUAAAUGAAUCACUCGGUAUACACUACAGUGUUAUGUUAAAUUACGACUACGAGACGUUUUUCGGUCUGUUGACAAGUUUUUUCCUCCAGAUCAAAAAGCCAGAGAUCCCAGUCCCUGUCAAAAAAAAAAAAAUGCAUAAUUAUAUGACGUAUAACGAACAUUAAACAAAAUAUGUUAUUUCAUGUUAUAGUACCCGUGCCACCCGAAUCGCCGUCUGAAGCAAUAACGUACAACAGUACGACGGUGAGCGCCUGGUUCGAUCUAUGGGGUAGCGGAGGUUGCGAUAUACAAUACUAUACAAUCGAAUGGAAACAGUCGAAAUCCAAUGAAUGGAUAUUAUGCGAUGGUAACAUCGCUCCUACAGAGCGUAUGUACACGGUUGGCGAUCUUGAACCAGCAUCCCAAUAUCAAUUGAAAGUUGUCGCUCACAAUAAUAUCGGGACUGCCUUUGCGUUGUACAACUUCACUACACUCACGAUUGACGGAGGUAACAAUUUAGCAGGCCUAUUUUUGUGUAUAGUAUAAUACGUAAUCCUUCACAUUCAUAAUUAGGUUCUAACCAAUACAAUUAUUUUAUAGAUUAAAAUAUGCCUUUUAAAUGACCUAAUAAUUAUAGAUGAUAUAAAAAAAAAGGUAAUUCUUGAACGAUUUGAUUUAAAAUUCUGAUCUUAAAACCAUGAUUUGUCGGUUUAAAAUUCACCUAUUUAAAAUAAAUAAAUAGUUUGACGUUUCAAUUCAUUUUGUUCAUGUAUAUAGCGACCGUUAUGCCGUUUGAUUUUUACACCGAAAUAACGCCUGAAGAAGCCUCUGUCUUUACAUCGAUUACAACCGCGAUCUCAUUAAUUAUAGCCUUAGUCGUAGUAUCAUCGAUCGCAGCGUUCACAUAUUAUUAUAAAGUAAUGAGUAAGUAUUAACGUCUAAAUAUAAAGGUACGUAAAUUAUGUUAUAAAAAAAAAAAAUUGUUCCCAUCAAACUUUUACCAGAGCACUCAGAAGACGAAUCCCUCAGAGAUCAAAGCCAGAGAAGUCGCGACCAACGGUAUUCGGUCAGGGGACAAUCGCAACAAACGUUGAGUUGUGAUUCUGUAACCUUUAAAACCGAUUCGACUGGUAUGAAUUUUUUUUUAAAGUAUUAUAAAAUAAUAUUUGGUACCGAUACAGGGUGAUCGAGGUAAAACACUCGUUAUCUUGGAAAUUAUUAACUAUUUUAAAAUUUGUUUUUUUUUUUAGAAAAUGUAAUAAACAAAUAUCAACUUUACUCUCAACAAUGUUGCAUUACGAAUAUUUCUUGUCACCCUUAUUUUCGGAUGUGAAACUACAAUUCAUUUUUUAUUAUCGAAUAGCAAUCUAUAUUAAAAAUUCCAUAAAUAGAUUCCAUAAAAAGUUAAUACGCUCUGAGAUAAUGCGCAUCUUAUGUAUAUACAUAAGAUACGCAUCAAUAUCACUGUGUGAUAUUGAUUACUGUGUACAAUAUUAUCUUAUACUGUUUUCGACAAUGAUUUUUCAGAAUAUAUGGAUGAUAUUUGUCCGUACGCGACUUUUGAACUUGCCAAACAACCACAAGGUGAAAGUACGUUCAGUGGUAAUAUUUACAGCGGCCCAUAUCAUUCGGUCCGAGGAUCGUUUGUAUAUCACCAACCAAAAGCGUCCACUUCUGAAGCUUAUAAUUUUGUUCCAGUAAAUAAAACCUGUUUUUUAAUAAUUAUAAAUUACAAAUUUGAAUUCCAGUGAAACAUUUUUAUUUUUUAGAGAAAAGAACCAGAGUAUACUAAAGUCCGUCAAAAAGGAAGAAAACUUAGAGAUCCUCAUUCUGAAAGUCAAGGUUAGUCAAAAAUAUUAUAAUAGUAUAUAUUCCGUCUAGACAGACAUUGUUAGAAUAUUGACAAUAGAGUGAAAGCGAUUAGAGUAAAACUAAAUUAUCUUAUUGUAUCGUCACAUGAAAAAAAAUUGAUCUCACAACAAAGAAAUAACUAAUGCCUUAAGUAUUUAAUUUUUAUAAGUUUAUUGCAUAAUGAGUCCACCAAAAUCAAUGAAUAUUGGUAUAUUUUAAAAUUAACUUACACUUUACAUAUCGUUUAUUUCUUCAAAUAAAUUAUCUCUAUAAUUUACUCAUGUAAUCUGGUUACCUCAUUCUAAACAGUGAUGCGACAAGAAUUUUUUCAAUGGAGGACCGAAACAUUUAUAUUAUCAUAAAAUUAGUAAAAGUUUUUACUGUUCAUAUUUAUAAAAUAUUACUUGUUAAUUAUUUAAUUUAGACCAUUGUUUAAUAGGUAUCUAAUAAAUAUUAUUUUUCUUUCAAAAAAAGUGGCAAAAUUUUAUUUUGUAAGUAAAUAAUAAUAGGAAAUAUUAUAUUUUUGUUUAUAUUGUCAUUCACUCUUUGGUUUAUACACCAAUAUUGUGUUUUUUUUUUUUAUCGUAGAACCAAAUUUCUUAACAUUCAAUUUAUUUUGAUCAAUCUAUUAAUUUUUGUGUAUUAAAAAUUAUUCAAAAUAAUAUAAUAAUCAAAACACACGAAUUUCGAUUAAUAUAGCUUAGAGGAAUUCCAUGUUGUUUAACUGAAGAAUAAACAUUUAAAUUAUUAAACUAUGGAAAUGUUUCAGAAUCAGACAAUCUAGGUAGCACAGAUUCUGAAGUAAAGCGGAUUCUAACACUUCACCUACCUAUUUCAGAGUAUGAUACUCAUGGUAGUGACUCUGACAACGGCGAAGUAAGACGAAACCAAUCGACGAGCCAAGAACUAGUUUCUUUUAGACACCGUAUGAGUAGAGGUGAAUAUACACCUUUUUUUAUAAUUACCAUCAUCAUUACAUUGUUCUUAUUAUAACCAUAAUUUCGUAUUGGGUUCUGAUUAGAAGUGAGUAACGAAGACUCCAGUUCAUCGUCGGAGAACUCAGUAGCAGAAGUAAGAAAACCCCCCACGAUGUCCGCUCUCCGAAAGCCCAAAUCAAAAAGUCAAAUAUUCACGAAAAGGCCGUUAAAAAAUAGUGGAGGGUUUACUAGUCACAGUGAGGGCAUUGAUUUUAGGUAUAAAUUUUAGUUUAAUUGUUUAAGUUAUUACAUUUUACAGGUUUAAAUUUAAUAACUUACGUAUUUGGAUUUUAGUGAGCGUUUGAAUCCUCCAGCUAGAUUUUCGGACUCAAGACCUAUGCGACAAAACGAAGGGAACGAAUUCGAGCGACGCCCAAAGAUAUCUUCACAUCAACGGAGAUCACCAAGAAGACUUACCCAAGAGACUUCGUUCCAAAUAGACGUUUAG